CACACCAGCCGCGGUUGCCCGGCGGCGGCGCCCGUUCAGAAUGUCGAGCGCGCGGGGGGGCGGGGGAGCAGCCCCUCCCUCCGGCGGACGCGAGGCGGCGGCAGCGGCGGCGGCAGCUGCUGCUGCGGAAGGGAAGGAGGCGGCGCCUGUGUCGGCGCUGGAGGUUGUGUCCUUCCUGGGGAAACUGCUGUGCGCAGUCGCGGCACUGAAGGCGGCUCUCUACCUGCUCCGCAGAGUCUGUCUAGCUAUGGCCUGGAAGUCAGGAGGCGCCAGUCACUCCGAGCUCAUCCACAACCUCCGCAAAAAUGGAAUAAUCAAGUCAGAUAAAGUAUUUGAAGUAAUGCUUGCAACAGACCGCUGCCAUUAUGCAAAAUGCAACCCAUAUAUGGAUUCUCCUCAAUCAAUAGGAUUUCAAGCAACAAUCAGUGCUCCACACAUGCAUGCAUAUGCUCUAGAACUCCUAUAUGAACAAUUACAUGAAGGAGCCAAAGCCCUUGAUGUAGGAUCUGGAAGUGGAAUUCUUUCUGCAUGCUUUGCACGAAUGGUUGGUCCCAAAGGACAAGUUGUAGGAAUUGAUCAUAUCAAAGAGUUGGUAGAUGACUCAAUAAAUAAUGUUAAAAAGGACGAUCCCCUAUUGUUAUCUUCAGGAAGAGUGAAACUGAUUGUGGGAGAUGGAAGGUUGGGAUAUUCUGAAGAAGCUCCAUAUGAUGCUAUUCAUGUAGGAGCUGCUGCACCAGUUGUUCCCCAAGCACUUAUAGAUCAAUUAAAGCCUGGUGGAAGGUUAAUAUUACCUGUUGGACCCGCUGGGGGAAACCAGAUGCUGGAACAGUACGAUAAGCUAGAAGAUGGCAGUGUCAAAAUGAAGCCUCUGAUGGGAGUGAUAUAUGUGCCUUUAACAGAUAAGGAGAAGCAGUGGUCCAGAAACAUCAGAGCAACUGGAAGAAGAUUCAGUUUACAAAAAUGUCAGCUAGCACUCCCGAGAUACAAGCUAACAGCUAGUGCAGUGAAGAAAAUGCAGAGUGAGUAAGCUGGGAUGAAAUGUAAAAGCUACGUCAUCUGACCCAAACAUAGUGUUAACAGUGGACUGCUCAUCUCCAAUUCUUAAAAGCUUUUCAAAACCAACAGCAUUGCAGCUUGUUUUGGACUUUGUUACACUGUUAUCAGCAUGGAAAAGUGUGGUGUUUUUUAUUUUGUAGAAGUUAAUGCAAGUUUGAUAAUGAACUGAUGGAAAGUUUAAAUUUGGGCAAAUGUUUCUUUUCAACAUGCCCUUAUUUUCACCUGUUUAAAGAAGUGAAAUAUGUCUGCAGAAAGCCAGACAGACCUGCAAUUUGUUAUCUUCUUUAUUUAGGAUUGGGAAAUGUUCUGAACACUUCUUUCAGCUCCAGUGUUCGUCCAUCAAACCGCUUAUCUGCACUUUCUGACACUACAUGCACACUAUAUGGUUCCUGUGUUCAGCUGUCUUCUAGAUGCUACUAAAAUGAGAUGAAGUUCUUCAAAGCUUUCAGCGUGGUGUCAUAGACUAGCAUGUAGUAUAUACAAUCAGCUGCUUUCUUCCCUUUAAAAAUCAGAUAUCGUGUAUAUAAACUUCAAGACAUCAGAAGUGACAGCUCUUGUUGAAUACACUGCUGUUCAAGAUGGACAUAACUGACAUAGUUUUCUUCCUUUUACUUGUAGAAUAACUUAGAGGUUUAUAGUAGAGUAUUGUUUGCAAAUUUGAUGUACCUGAAUUUAAAACUGUAUAACAAAUACUGUGUAAGCUAUGUCCUAAUCAUUGAACAGUUUAUGCAAUGCUGCUUUGCCAAAUAAAAUUCAAAACAAAAAGGGUUUGCAAGUGCUAUUUUUAAUGGGAAAGUGUCUGGGUAGUUGACCCAUUUGCUAAACAUUAGAAAAGACUUUUACCAACAGCUAAUUUUCAGAAGUGUGAAAGUUCUCAUGUGAUCCUUAUGUUGUUUUUGAAACACAUGUUCACUUUCUCCUGUUGUACCUGCAAGGAGACGCUUGCUUUUUUUAAAAAAGCAACAUGCCUUGAGUGCUUAUUGUAACAGAAGGGUGUGGUUUUGUGUGCAGCUGUUGCUACCUAUCAGUUAGUGUACAUAAUCCCUGAUGUUUCAAAGAUAGGGCAUAGAUCUGCACAGAAUUUGCAUAUGAUUUGUGUCACAUGCAAAUUUGUGUCCUUUUUGUAGGUGGAGUGCUCAAAAAAUAAAUAGGUGUCCAUAAAAAUAAGAAAAGGCACACAGAAUGUGACUAGGUAAAGCUUUUCCCUUCAUAUUAUUUCCAUACUAGAAAAUAUUUAACCUGUUGAACUAUUCUGCCUGCCACGCAGCUAUUAAAGACACAAUAACCAUGCUUUCCCCCUAUGCCAACCCUAAACCAAAGCCUAGGUGGCAAUCCUAUAUUCACUUAACUGCAGAAUAAGCUCCAUUAAACCCAAAGACAUGUAAUCUAUAAAUUUCAAUGAAAGCA
This is a messenger RNA of Podarcis raffonei (Aeolian wall lizard), 2463 nucleotides long. It is a transcript of the gene PCMT1, whose product is annotated as protein-L-isoaspartate (D-aspartate) O-methyltransferase. The record is from RefSeq and is a predicted model, not a curated record. The transcript is spliced from 9 exons. Gene Ontology annotation, cellular component: cytoplasm. Bases 41 to 1027 code for a protein of 328 amino acids. Gene Ontology annotation, molecular function: protein-L-isoaspartate (D-aspartate) O-methyltransferase activity. NCBI's taxonomy places the organism in Eukaryota, Metazoa, Chordata, Lepidosauria, Squamata, Lacertidae. Gene Ontology annotation, biological process: protein modification process.